Messenger RNA from Myotis lucifugus (little brown bat), 1584 nucleotides. It is a transcript of the gene ZNF324, whose product is annotated as zinc finger protein 324. The transcript has 4 exons. The record is from RefSeq and is a predicted model, not a curated record. Lineage: Eukaryota; Metazoa; Chordata; Mammalia; Chiroptera; Vespertilionidae. Gene Ontology annotation, biological process: regulation of transcription by RNA polymerase II. The coding region runs from base 31 to 1584 and encodes 517 amino acids. Gene Ontology annotation, cellular component: nucleus. Gene Ontology annotation, molecular function: RNA polymerase II transcription regulatory region sequence-specific DNA binding; DNA-binding transcription factor activity, RNA polymerase II-specific.
GUCUCCCCCCGCCCACUGUCGCAGGCGCUGAUGGUCUUUGAGGACGUGGCCGUGUACUUCUCCCGGGAAGAGUGGGGGCUCUUGGACUCAGCCCAGAGGGCCUUGUACCGCCAGGUGAUGCUGGAGAACUUCGCCCUGGUGGCCUCGCUGGGACUCUCUGCCUCCCGACCUCGGGUAGUCCUCCAGCUCGAGCGCGGUGAGGAGCCCUGGGUUCUCAGUGGCCUGGAGGUGGCCCUGGCCAGGGACGCCCCGAGGAGGCCCAGCCCUGGUUCCCAGCGCCCGGCAGAGGACAGAGCUGUUUCUGGGGAAGCAGCGUGGACCUUCCCGGAAAGGCCGCCCCUGACACCUCCCGGGGUCCCCCCCACCGCUGCCGCCUGCGAGCCGGGAGAUCGCCUGGAGGGGCGUCGGGGCCGCUCCUCGUCUGGGGAGAGAAAGCCCACGGGGGUCUCCGUGAUCUACUGGGAGCGGCUCCUGCUGGGCCCAGGCAGCGGGGAGGCCGGUGUGAGCCUGCGGCUGACCCCCCAGCUUCGGGCGCCCGCGGGCAGCGCACCCACCGGGGCCGCUUUCACCGACCUCGUCCAGCCAGGCGCUCAGCCUCGGGAGCCCCCGGGGAGGACCUUCCAGAGUGUCCCCGGCCUCGGGGCCGGCCACCCCGCGGGGCAGCUAGGCCUGGGGGCAGCUUGGCACGAGCCUCGGACACUCCUCGCCGCCGCCGGCCAGGAGCCCGCGCCCUGGGCGGAGCUGGGCGAGGCCCUGCACGCGGCGGGCCCCGGCCUCCUGCCCGGAGAGAAGACCUUCGAGUGCCGGGCCUGCAGCAAAGUCUUCGUCAAGAGCUCGGACCUGCUCAAGCACCUGCGCACGCACACGGGCGAGCGGCCCUACGAGUGCGCGCAGUGCGGCAAGGCCUUCAGCCAGACCUCGCACCUGACGCAGCACCAGCGCAUCCACAGCGGCGAGACGCCCUACGCCUGCCCGGCCUGCGGCAAGGCCUUCCGCCACAGCUCCUCGCUGGUGCGGCACCAGCGCAUCCACACGGCCGAGAAGGCCUUCCGCUGCGCCGACUGCGGCAAGGCCUUCAGCCACGGCUCCAACCUCAGCCAGCACCGCAAGAUCCACGCGGGCGGCCGGCCCUACGCCUGCGCGCGCUGCGGCCGGCGCUUCUGCCGCAACUCGCACCUCAUCCAGCACGAGCGCACGCACACGGGCGAGAAGCCGUACGCCUGCGCGCUGUGCGGGGCCGCCUUCAGCCAGGGCUCCUCGCUCUUCAAGCACCAGCGUGUGCACACGGGCGAGAAGCCCUUCACCUGCGCGCAGUGCGGCCGCGCCUUCAGCCACAGCUCCAACCUCACGCAGCACCAGCUGCUGCACACGGGCGAGCGGCCCUUCCGCUGCGCCGACUGCGGCAAGGCCUUCGCCAAGGGCGCCGUGCUGCUCAGCCACCGGCGCAUCCACACGGGCGAGAAGCCCUUCGUGUGCGCGCAGUGCGGCCGCGCCUUCCGCGAGCGGCCGGCCCUUGAGGACAUAAAGGCUCCUGAAGCCUUGACUUUGGUAACAGGCCAGGCCAGUGCUGAGGCCGGGCUGUGA